AUGGCUUUUUUUUGGAGGAAACAGAGAGAGCGUAAAAUUAGCAACGAGCCGUACCACGGCCUAAAAGUGCUAGUUCCUAGACCAGAGAGUUCAGGCCCAGAGCCCGUGGUAGAUGUCGUCUUUGUCCAUGGGUUGAACGGUGACUGUAUCAAGACAUGGAAGCAUGCAGAUGCCGAAGUACCUUGGAUUAUGGACAAGCGCUUCUUGGGAGACCUCUACGAUCGGGCUCGCAUCAUGACCUUUGGCUAUAACGCCAACGUACUUGAAAAUGUCACCACAAGUCGGGUCCUUGAUCAUGCGAAUGACCUACUAGAAGCAAUCUAUGCUCGCCGUGUCAGAUGCGAGGGGAGGCCGAUAGUUUUUGUCGCACAUAGCUUAGGCGGCCUCGUGGUGAAACAGGCCAUGAUCCUAUGCCAUGACGACGAUCGCUAUGCAGAUAUUAAUACCGCAGCAGGCGGUUUGAUAUUCAUGGGAACACCUCACGAGGGCUCUAGUCAGGCCUCGCUGCUAGGAACGAUCCAGAAUAUUGCAUCGUUUGCCACGAUGGGACAGAACAAGACGGCCUUGACACAGGAGCUUCAAACCUAUUCAGCCACGACAAUGAGUAUCAACAAGUCCUUUAUGCGAAAUGCAUCACGAUCCCGGGAAAUUGUGUGUUUUCACGAGACUUUACCUACCAGACUUCCACAGGGAGAGCGGAUGAUCGUGGAGCCAGGAUCGGCAGUAAUUAACGGCAACAACGCCAGAAACAUCGGCAUGGCAUGUAACCACCAGGAACUAUGCAAGUUCAAAUCUUCCGAAGAAGGUCGCUUCGAGUCGAUCUUCUGGCCCCAGUUUGAGAUGGUGGUGGAGAAUGCAACUCAGUAUCAAAGCAAGAUUUUGACAAAAAAGCUACGAGAGCUGCUUCCAUAUGCUGAUCAAGCUCAAUACGACUCGCGCGACCACGAAAAUGAGGAUCUCUGCCUUUUAGGCACCAGGACCGAACUUUGUUCUCAAGUUUCGGAGUGGGCCGAGUCACCAGGCAGCAAGAAUAUAUUCUGGUUGAAUGGGAUCGCGGGAACAGGGAAAUCCACCAUCGCCCGGACAGUUGCAACGUCGUUCAAAGACAAGGGGCAGCUUGGUGCCACGUUCUUUUUUAAGAGAGGCAGAGCUGAUUGCGGUAACGCGAAAUACUUGAUAUCAACCAUCACACGACAGGUGGUAGCCAAACAUCAACGGCUGGCCCGCGAUGUUUUGAACGCAAUCGACGAUGACCCGGAUAUUUUAUCGAAAUUUCUGAGCGUACAAUUCGACAAGCUUCUUCUUCAGCCUCUGCGCAAGUUGGAUUCGUCAAUUCGACCUACAACAAUUGUGAUAAAAGAAUCGAUCAUUGCCCGAUGA
This is a messenger RNA of Arthroderma uncinatum, 1380 nucleotides long. RefSeq names its product peptidase C14. The coding region runs from base 1 to 1380 and encodes 459 amino acids. NCBI's taxonomy places the organism in Eukaryota, Fungi, Ascomycota, Eurotiomycetes, Onygenales, Arthrodermataceae. The record is from RefSeq and is a predicted model, not a curated record. The transcript has 7 exons.